CCCUCACAUAUACGCUAGCGAGAUGAAGACUGGCUAUGUUCUCGCUUCACUUGCGGUCGCUUUCAGCAUGACAUCUGCCGCGCCUAUCGAGCAAGAAAUGGUCAAGCGAUGGAGUAGCGAGCCUCAGCAAUGCUUCACAAGGUGCUCGCCUGCACUCGGAUUCGGUCUCGGCUUUGGCGCUGCAGUGUCUGCCAAUGUCGCUGCUGGCGCGGGCGUGAUCGCCACACCUCUUGGCGCAGGGGCUGGCGCUGGCGUCAAUGCCGGCGUUGCUGUAUCUGCCGGUCUUGGCUUGUAGGUGCUAUGUGCCACUGCAUUGGACGCCAAAGCUGACAUUGCACGCAGCGAUACAUUCCAUCAGUGCUACACGAGCUGCUGCAAUGGGCAGCCGACUGCCACGCCCAAGCCGGUCGCAGCACCACAGCCAGAGCCUUGUUACGACUAGGAUCUGAAUUGAAGCCCAAGUGCGAGGGGAUGAUCGGCAGCAAAGUUUUGU
Molecule: messenger RNA, 493 nt
Organism: Mixia osmundae IAM 14324
Lineage: Eukaryota; Fungi; Basidiomycota; Mixiomycetes; Mixiales; Mixiaceae
Exons: 2
Coding region: 23-295 (90 amino acids)
Source: RefSeq, a predicted model, not a curated record